GUCAUAAGCACCUCAAUCCUGCAAUUCUCUGUAAACCCCCAGGUGGGGAAAAAAAAAAAAAAAUCAAAUUGUGCAUUAAAUUCCCAAAUUCCAGAUGAUGCUUAAUAUGAAAGCCUCCCCGGAGGCCCGAACGACGUCGUCUUCAUCAUCAUCGCCGUCCCGCUCAAUCGUUACAGCGGAGAAGGCUUUCUCGUUCAUCUCCAAAGGAUGGAGCGAGGUCCGCUCCUCCGCAGGUGCCGACCUCCAAUUGAUUAAGAACCGGGCGAAUUCCUUUAAAAACCGCGCCGACAGGGAGCUGGAGAAUUUUCUGAAUUCGGCCUCCAGAUCGCCCUUCGCUGUCCCUACAAUUACGGCCUCUGCUACUACCACGCCUGCGGAGAUCGACUUUGUCAAGAAGCUUCGGCCAAAAUUGACGGAAAUUCGGAGGGCCUAUUCCUCGCCGGACUUUAAGUGGAGCCAGUGGAGCCCUAAGCCCAAGAUUAGGAUUGACUUGUCUGCAAUUAAGAAUGCAAUUGUCUCCGAGGUUGAAGACGAGGAGGAGGAUGAGAGGCAGAGGUUUAGGAGGUGGAGGACGGUAAGGUUUAAGGAGACGGCUGCCAGAGACGAAUGGCAGUUUGGGGAACUUUGGGAGCCAAUAAGGGCGUUGAAGGCUAGGCUUAGAGAGUUUGAGCACAAGAGCUCCAGCUCCAGCUCCUUGCCCUCUGAUAUUUUCGAGGGGAUUAAGAAUAGCGAGUUUGUGGAGAAGUUAAAGUCGAGUCUGAGAUCUAUAGGCAAGGAGUCAAAUGGUGCCAAGAUGCAGGAAGUUCCACCAUUUGAUGUGCCAGAACUGUUGGCAUAUUUAGUUAGGCAAUCCAGUCCAUUCUUGGAUCAACUUGGUAUUAAACGAGAUAUCUCUGAUAAAAUUGUGGAGAACUUGUGCAGUAAACGCAAAAACCAACUGUUACUACGUUCAUUGCCUGCAGGAGAGUCAUCCAUUAUAGAAGCUGAUAAUGUAACUGAUGAGUUGGAUAUAAGGAUAGCUAGUGUUCUUCAAAGUACAGGUCACUGUUAUGAAGGUGGAUUUUGGAGUGAUUCUACGAAGCAGGAGUUUGCAGAUGGUAAAAGGCAUGUAGCAAUUGUCACAACAGCUAGCCUUCCAUGGAUGACUGGAACUGCUGUAAAUCCACUCUUUCGAGCAGCAUAUUUAGCCAAGUCUGCCAAGCAAAAUGUCACAUUGUUGGUUCCUUGGCUUUGUAGAUCAGACCAAGAACUAGUUUAUCCAAACAGCUUGACAUUCAACUCCCCAGAAGAGCAGGAGCUAUAUAUGCGUAACUGGCUUGAGGAAAGGGUUGGUUUCAAGGCCGAUUUUAAUAUUUCUUUUUACCCUGGAAAGUUCUCAAAAGCUAGACGAAGUAUAAUACCAGCUGGGGAUACUUCGCAGUUUAUUUCUUCAAAGGAAGCUGAUAUUGCUAUUUUGGAAGAACCAGAACAUCUCAAUUGGUACCACCAUGGUAAACGGUGGACAGAUAAAUUUAACCAUGUUGUGGGCAUAGUUCACACCAAUUACUUGGAGUAUAUCAAACGGGAAAAGAAUGGGGCUCUCCAAGCUUUUCUUGUAAAACAUAUAAACAAUUGGGUAACACGAGCAUACUGCCACAAGGUACUUCGACUUUCUGCCGCUACACAGGAUUUACCCAAGUCUGUAAUUUGCAAUGUACAUGGUGUAAACCCAAAGUUUUUGAGAAUUGGAGAAAAAGUAGCUGAAGAGAGGGAGCGUGGGCAGCAAGCCUUUUCAAAAGGAGCAUAUUUCUUGGGCAAGAUGGUUUGGGCGAAAGGUUACAAGGAGUUGAUAGAUUUGUUAGCAAAGUACAAAAAUGAUCUUGAUGGGUUCAAACUGGAUGUUUUUGGUAACGGAGAGGACGCUUAUGAAGUUAAGAGUAUGGCUCAAAGGCUAAACCUAAAUGUCAGUUUCAUGAAAGGAAGAGAUCAUGCAGAUGAUUCUCUCCAUGGUUACAAGGUCUUCAUAAAUCCCAGCAUUAGUGAUGUUCUCUGCACGGCAACAGCUGAGGCCCUUGCAAUGGGCAAAUUUGUUAUUUGUGCUGACCAUCCAUCAAAUGAAUUCUUCAGUGCAUUCCCCAACUGUUUAACUUAUAAGACACCUGAAGAUUUUGUUGCUAAAGUGAAAGAAGCUAUGGCCAAUGAGCCUCAGCCUCUGACUCCUGAACAGAUGUAUAGGCUUUCAUGGGAGGCAGCUACUCAGAGAUUUAUGGAAUACUCUGACCUCGACAAGGUUUUGACAAGUAAUGCACAUUCAGGAAGAAUUGAUGGGAAGGCUCUCAAAAAGUCGAUUUCAUUGCCCAAUUUGAUGGAUAUGGUUGAUGGAGGGUUAGCUUUUGGCCACUACUGUCUUACUGGCAAUGAGUUCCUUAGAUUGUGCAGUGGAGCGAUACCUGGCACGCGAGACUAUGACAAGGAGCAUUGUAGGGAUCUUCAUCUGUUACCCCCACAGGUGGAGAACCCCAUAUAUGGAUGGUAAAUAACAACUAACCUGUAUAUGAUUAUUUGCACAAUGUAUGGUAAACGGAGGAGUUGUGGAAAAUUUUGCAUCUUACUUAUUGCAUAGAUCCAGGUAGUCAUUUUUCCCCUUUUCAGUGUGCGCGUAACCUGUAGUGUCUUAGUAACAGUUUAUGAUGUACGAGAUGAGAAUUGAGGCAUGUACAGUUGCAAACUUGUAAAUAAAAAAAAGGAAAAGAGAGUAACAAAUGGUUAUUCUA
Messenger RNA from Coffea eugenioides, 2753 nucleotides. RefSeq names its product digalactosyldiacylglycerol synthase 1, chloroplastic. The transcript is spliced from 7 exons. Gene Ontology annotation, cellular component: chloroplast outer membrane. Bases 95 to 2515 code for a protein of 806 amino acids. Gene Ontology annotation, biological process: galactolipid biosynthetic process. NCBI's taxonomy places the organism in Eukaryota, Viridiplantae, Streptophyta, Magnoliopsida, Gentianales, Rubiaceae. The record is from RefSeq and is a predicted model, not a curated record. Gene Ontology annotation, molecular function: digalactosyldiacylglycerol synthase activity.